Monomorium pharaonis (pharaoh ant) is the source of this 2466-nucleotide messenger RNA. Its product is annotated as ATP-binding cassette sub-family G member 5. The record is from RefSeq and is a predicted model, not a curated record. The transcript has 5 exons. The coding region runs from base 7 to 1884 and encodes 625 amino acids. Gene Ontology annotation, molecular function: ABC-type transporter activity; ATP binding; ATP hydrolysis activity. Lineage: Eukaryota; Metazoa; Arthropoda; Insecta; Hymenoptera; Formicidae. Gene Ontology annotation, cellular component: plasma membrane.
UCCAAGAUGAUUCCGUCCGAUUGCGUUCUGGAUAUAUCCAACGUGUUUCAUUCCACCUCGGUGGUGAUUGAAGGGGCCUGCCUGAACAAAUCCGAACCUACCGCGGUGCUCAGAGACGUAUCGGCCCGCGUUCACGGCGGAGAGGUCUUGGCCAUUCUAGGAUCAAAGGGCUCCGGCAAACGUGCGCUCCUCGAUGUUAUCGCUGGAAGGGCGGAGGGCGAGACGAGGGGGCGGGUUACCCUGAACGGCAACCUGCUGACACCGGAGCUGUUCCGACGUCACGGCGGCUACGUAGCUCACAGGUGUCACCUGCUGCCGAGUCUGACGGUUCGCCAGACCUUAAUGUACGCCACGUGGCUCGCCAAUCUGAAUAAUCGCGAGGCCCGGGUGCGACAGACCCUUGCUGACCUAGCGCUCUCGCAGGUCGCCAAUCGGUCAGUGAACGACCUCACCAGACCGGAGUACCGGCGGCUGAUGUUGGGCGUGCAGCUUGCUAAGGACCCGACCCUGUUGCUGCUGGACGAGCCAACCUGGGACACCGAUCCCCUAAACACGUACCUCAUCGUCUCAAUGCUGUGGUCCUACGCCACCAGACGCGGCUCCAUCGUCGUCCUCACGAUGGAAACACCUAGAUCUGAUGUAUUGCCGUUCGUCAGCCGCGUGACAUUGCUGUGCCUGGGCGCGGUGGUCUAUUCCGGACCUACCAGAAGCAUGUUGGAUUACUUCACGUACAUCGGCUUUCCGUGCCCGGAACUGGAGAAUCCCCUGAUGUAUUAUUUAUGCUUGUCAACUGUUGAUCGUCGCUCCCGAGAUCGUUUUCUCGAGUCCAAUCAACAGAUAUCAGUCCUGGUGGAGAAAUUCAAGAUCGACGGGGUACUUUACAUGAAAGAAGGACCACAAAUGCAGCACAGUAUGAAAGAUACGGCUCUCGGCAUUAUGCACAAAGGCUUAGGACGCGGAAUUAAGCCAGGCUGCUUCUCGACUCUUUUGGCGCUGUAUUUACGAAGUAUGGCGACUACGUUCUCGUUCAACAAGAUCGGCCUGGGACACUUUGCCGCUCGCCUGCUGUUACUGCCAUUCGUGGUCGCUCUAAUGAGCAUACUGUACUCGCAUUCGAGUCCCGUACAAUCAAGAAUUUUCUUGCAAACCGGUGGCUUGAUCUUCAACGUCUUGACGUUGUUUUACGUGGCCGGGAUAGCCGCGACAUCGCUUUUGUUUCCAGGUUUCCGCGCGAGGUAUUACCAAGAGAAGCGAGAAGGUCUCUAUGGCGGCGCAAUGUUCCUGACCGCAUACACCAUGUUGAGUCUCCCACUGAGUUUCAUAUCGACAUUAGUAACGAUCGGGAUUCUAAUUCCCAUUCUGGACCUGGAUCUCACCUCGUGGGCGUAUGCCUCCGGCAUUCUAUGGUCCAGCUACGUAGCGGCCGAGCAAGUGACGGUAGCCGUGCUGAUGGUGGUCGGUAGGCCUGUAAUCGGUGCCAUCACGGUGUUGUAUAUGACAUUGGUAUCUCUGGUGGUUGCGUCAGGUGCGAUUCGUAGCCUAAAAUACUUGCCCUACUGGUUGGCGAUGGCAACGACCGCAUUGCCCACCAGAUACGCAUCUCUCGCGCUGAAUCAGCUGGUCAUUGACACUCCUACCCUGUCUAAUUUGCGUUACAACGAGAGCUUCACCUGUCCGGGUAUACCCGAGCUCUGUAGGUACCCCGAUGGUAAGACCUAUCUAAUAGAACGCUUUACUAGGGAAGGCGAGAACAUUUCCGAGGUGUUAAACGUGGAUCUGAAUCUAUUGAUCUCUUUAGCAUUUGCUGUUGGUCUUAUUAUAUUAAAUAGCGUUUUAUAUCUGUUGCCACUGCCCGCUAGAGUGAAGGCGAAAUUUAGAGAAUAAUGAAUUAUUAAAUAUAUUAAAUUCGCAUUUAUAAUGUGAUCGUCAGGUUGAACGAAACUCGAGUAUUUGGAUUUGACACCAAUUGAAGUGUGUAUUACACUUAUUUAAUUUGACAAUUUUUAGUGUAUAUAUAAAAUUUGUACAUAACAAAAUUAGGAUUAUCGAUCAAAGAAAAAAAGAACACAUCAAAAAUAUUAAAAACUUUUAUUUCACAAGAUAUGUUAUAAAAUCGUUUUAUUUACCAUAAUCCUAAUUAGUAUAUAAUGUAUAGUAUAUAAUGUGAUUUCGAUUACUUGCACAAACGUAUUAUAAAUCAUUUUUAUAAUUUACAGCCAACAGAAAUAUAUGUAUAUACAUUUUAAAAAUUACAUUACAUUGUAUACAGAUUCAUAGAUAAUAGAUAUCUAAUCACGUACUAAUCGUAAUGUUUACAAAUAAUUUUAACAUUACAAUAUAUUAAAUGAAAAGUAUGGAUCUACAAAAAACAGACAACAGAAACAUAAUUAUACAUAAUCAAUAACCCUAUUUAUUUGUUGUAUGUACAUGUAUAGUUCGAAAAAUAUAUGAAAAAUUUACUUUCAA